This is a messenger RNA of Dendrobium catenatum, 433 nucleotides long. Its product is annotated as monothiol glutaredoxin-S15, mitochondrial-like. The coding region runs from base 26 to 433 and encodes 135 amino acids. The record is from RefSeq and is a predicted model, not a curated record. The transcript has 5 exons. Lineage: Eukaryota; Viridiplantae; Streptophyta; Magnoliopsida; Asparagales; Orchidaceae.
ACCCUUCAAAAUAUUACUCUAGAAAAUGGCAAAGAGGGCGCUAUCCAACCUGGUUUCCCGGGGCAUUGCUCAUUCCUUUGAGUCAAGGGUGAUAUCAAUGCAACACUUUGGGCAAAGUUUAAAGUAUUCAACAAAGAUAAGUGGUGAUUCAGAUACACAUGAAGAUUUUCGUUCGACCAAUAAACUGGAAGGCUCUGGAAUCUCUGUGCAGGAUGUUGUUCAACAGGAUGUUAAGAUAAAUCCAGUGAUGAUUUAUAUGAAGGGUGUUCCUGAUGCUCCUCGCUGUGGAUUCAGUGCAUUGGCUAUCAAAGUUCUGCAGCAAUACAGAGUUCCCAUAAGUUCUAGAAAUAUUCUGGAAGAUCCUGUUCUUAAAGAGGGUGUAAAAGCUUUUAGAUUGUCACUGCUAUUGAUGGGUUAUAGGAUAAACUCGUAA